Messenger RNA from Sinocyclocheilus grahami, 3798 nucleotides. Its product is annotated as C2 domain-containing protein 2-like. The transcript has 11 exons. The coding region runs from base 417 to 2069 and encodes 550 amino acids. NCBI's taxonomy places the organism in Eukaryota, Metazoa, Chordata, Actinopteri, Cypriniformes, Cyprinidae. The record is from RefSeq and is a predicted model, not a curated record.
UUGAAAAACAUUUCAUCUGUUUGUGUCCGACAAGAGACGAUUUUUCCGGUCAAAAUCUCGCAGAUUCAUUCACGGGCGGUUUACUGUGAACUGCCGUGUUAAAAAUGCUACUUAGAGUGUCAGUAGUUGUGCAGAUGCUCUAAUAUUUUAAACAUCUGAUUUUAACAAUUGUAUUUUGUGUUAAAAAACAUCUGUCUGUCGCUGUCGUGCUGGUUGAAGUGAGAUUUACGAGCCUCAACCCACCUUUCGCGUGUUUCCACCCACCCACCGUGAACUUUCAUUUUUGCUGUUUGUGAAGGAGUUUUAUUAGUCAAUACUAGGAAGGAAAGUGUCGUUAUUGUGCUGGGAUGCGGAAGGGAGAGGAGUAGGGCUGAUGGUAAACAUGUUAAGGGUUUAAAGUGAAUGGCUCGGUGAUCAUGUCGUCUAUGGAGGGUGUUUUCUCCUGGGUGAGUGACUGGCAGUGGCUCUGCAUGGUCACUCUCUUUCUGGCCUCUGUUGUCACUUUGAUUAUAUACUUGGUGCUGUAUUUUUCCAACGAACCUCCUGUUGGGAAAACACCUCUCAGUAAUGUGGAUUCUGAGGAAGCCGAUGGGAUUUUAUGCUGGGUGCUGUCUCUGAAAAGCUGGAAGAGUCAGUGGAGAAGAGCCUGGUUCAGGAGCCUUAAUGGAGAAGCUUGUAGAUCACAGAGUGGGAUCCAGCUGACAUUUGAAGAAGAUGGUGUUCAAUCAUCAGAACUGGCCGUGGACCAGAUUUCAAGCUUUACUAAAACACCCAGUCAAAAAAAUGUCCUGUGUCAGGUGGUUGGAAACAAGCUGCAGUUUUCUCUCAGUGCUUUACCAAGCUCAAUGUCUUCAGAAACCCCCCUGAGAUACAGUGUGAAGAUAUCUCCACUUCGUCUGCAGCUGGCCCUACAGAUGAAAGAGGUGAAUGAGGAGGUGGAGAUUUCCUGGGGGGUGCUUCACCUGGACUCAAAUUUGCAGCUUACACCAAGUUUUACACAGCUUAGCGGCCGGUCAAAAGAGCUGAACAUCCAGGUUGUGGAUAACGGCAGACCUCUGGAGAAUGGUUUGUUAGGGCAGGUAUCUGUGCCUUUUGAUCUAGUGAAGAAACACCCCAAAGGUCAACAGACGUUUUCACUCAUGACCAAAGAUCAAGUGACCGGAUCACUAACUACUGAGUUCACCUACCUGGAGCCCAGCGAGGUGCGUAGCUGGCAGAUGCCCACGCCGGCCCCUACUAAAAAAGUGGAGAUGGACCGCACUGUGAUGCCCUGUGGCACCGUUGUUACCACUGUCACUGCCGUGAGGAGCAAGCCAGGACGACCUUUAGCACCUGAAUCCAAAUCGCCUUCUAAAAACAAGCUGGCAGAGAGAAGGGUGUCGGAGCAGACGUCACUACUCGGAGCCAAAGUUAGCAAAGCCCUGUCAUCAUCAGAUACAGAGUUAUUGAUGUUAAACGGGACCGACCCUGUAGCCGAAGCUGCCAUCAGACAGCUCCAUGAGUCGGCAAAACAAAAGCUCAAAUCACCUGUCAAAAAGAGCACCAUCAUCAUCUCAGGAGUGGCCAAGGCCCCUCUGACACAGGAUGAGGAGAUGGCUCUGAUGGCAGGAUAUGCAGCUGCGAUGGACGCUUCAAUGUCCGGAGCAUCUGAGGGCACCAGCAGCGAAGCAUUACCCUCAGAAACAGUGGUAGAACCCAGCGUUCUUGAACCCACAGAAUCUCUGGUGGGUGCGAAUGGCACAGACCACGUGGAGGACUGGGAGAGCCAGGCUGGAGAGGACCCAGAUGCGGAUAAAACAUCUCUCUGUAUCUCUGAAACGGGUUCCAAAAAAGGAAAAGGCAGCUUCCUGCACAAGAGUGCCAAGCUAUUCUUCAGACGGCGACAUCAGCGAAAGGAGCCGGGGAUGAGCCAGUCCCACAAUGACCUGCAGUACUUAGAGCAUCCCGAGGCAGCCAUGAUGGGCGACAGGGAAAAGAGGACGGCCACCUUCAGGCGCAUCAUCAACCGCAAGCUUCUGCCCAGGAGCAAGAGCAAAACCAACGGCACGGUGAGAGAACCGCCCACAUGAGCUGCCCACUCCGUCGCCUUCAUCAAAGCUAAUAGCUUUUGUACCUCUUAAUCUUUCUAACAUCCUCCUUUUCACAUUCAUUCUCAUAACAUUUAUGCAAGUUGUUGCUUGUUUCUGGGCCAUAUUUGCCAAAACCUCUGCAUAGCAACAAUCACUCUCAUCAACUCCAUAUUAACACCAUGAUCCAGAUUCCCUGAAAACCUAUUCCAUUAUUCAGACCUCACAGCUUGGUUCUGCUCCAUGAAGACUGUCUGCCUGGCGCUAGAUUUAUCUCUCCAUCCAUGAGGAGGAAUGUCAUGGGCACUUUUCCCUCCGUCGACGCCAUUCACCUUCAUCUUUGAAAUUUGUAUGCAAGAAAGUUUACAAAACAGCAUUGAAAUGAGCACUCGCUCUCUUCGUCGCUCCAAAUGACUCCGUGUCAUUUAACCUUAUGCAAAUAUUGAUCGUCAUGCAAAAGAUAUUCUGCGUUUGUGGCCUUCUAACCAAAGCGGGAUUUGGACUCUUUCUUGCUAUCUACCUGAGCUUUAACCUUCUGGAAACCCUCUGGCGACCUGAUGGAUCCUGGAAUAUCAGACAAGGGAAUACUAUCGAUUUUGAUUUGCACUUGCUUAUAUGCUCAGAACUCAUUCCAAAUGCAUUUGCAGGGAUGUGCAGUGAAUUCUGUGAGGUUUGGUGGUGAAGAUGCUCUGAAUUAGUUUAUUAAAAAACCAAAAAUUAUGUGAAAGACCUCUGUUUUUGAUGUGAAUUGAAUAUGGGAGUUUUCAUUUUGUUAGGCAGAAAAAUCUGCAGUUUCACCAAAUUUGACUCUGGGAAUAGUGAGUUUUAUUGUUCAGCGAAACAUUUUCAAAACGGAGCGUAACAUUUAAAAUGUUCUGGUUUGGCACUGAUAUGUUCGCUUUUAAAACAGGUUUGUUUUUUUAUUCAUCUUUUAAUUUCUAAAUAUUCAAACAGAGAUGGGAAAAUAUCAAUAAAAGGUUAUUUUAUUUUAAAUAUUAUCCUUUUAAGUACACAUUCAGUGUAAUUAUGUGUAAGCAUGUUUGAUUGUUCACUUUUUUCCACAGUUAUUCCAUCAUGCCUCACAUUAAAAAAAAAUGUGUUUGAAUUGUACCAAAGGUUUUUAACACUAAGCAAGGGCAUUUUCCCAUAGAGAAAGACCAGAAUGUAUGAGAAUUUAGCUAAUCAAUAAGUUCAUGAUUUAUGAGAUUUUCCCAAGUGUGCAGUCUUCUUUUACCUGUACUCUUAAGCCAGCUGAAAUGGCUGUGAAUGAUAACAAGUUUGUAUUUUGGACCUCAUCUGUUGAGCCUAUGUGGAGAACUGCAGUGGAUUUGUAUUAUGGGAGAUUCAAUAACAGGCUCUGCUUGACAUUUACUUGACCUCAAACUGCAUAUGUAGAAGAAACCUGAAUGCCUGUCCAUACUGAAUGUUGCCAGAAAGAAACCUCAGCAAGUCUGGCUGUUAAAUAUGUAUUUUGGGAGGACUACUGUUCUGUGUUUUUUGUUUUUUUCACUUUUGUCUAUGUUGUAUGUUGCUAUGUACAUCCUGGCUGUCACAAGAUGAAAGCGGUAUUUUCCAGUGAAAUGGAAGGAGGCACGUGAAGAUUUUUGUCAUGCUUGAUUGGCCGGCCAGAGGUGAUCCAGUCGUUAAAUGAAAUCUAACACAUCAGUCCUCUGUAUAUGCAUAUCAUCAUAAUAUAUCCAUAUGCAUUAAAGAACUCCUCUCAUUAACUUAA